This is a messenger RNA of Myxocyprinus asiaticus (Chinese sucker), 3406 nucleotides long. It is a transcript of the gene polm, whose product is annotated as polymerase (DNA directed), mu. NCBI's taxonomy places the organism in Eukaryota, Metazoa, Chordata, Actinopteri, Cypriniformes, Catostomidae. Bases 422 to 1906 code for a protein of 494 amino acids. Gene Ontology annotation, cellular component: nucleus. Gene Ontology annotation, biological process: double-strand break repair via nonhomologous end joining. Gene Ontology annotation, molecular function: DNA-directed DNA polymerase activity; DNA binding. The transcript has 11 exons. The record is from RefSeq and is a predicted model, not a curated record.
ACCACUCACUCAGUCCACGUACUGUUUCAGCAACGGUCUGGACGAUAAUUUACACCGGAAUAAUGACACUUAGAAACUUUAAUGGCUAAUACAAUUAAAAUACACAGUAAAAACUAAGGGGAAAUAUUAUUUGAAUACAUCGUACUUCCAGGUUACCACGCCCCGCCCUUUUUUAUGACUUGUUUCAUGUUAACCGGCAUGCUUCCCAUUUAGUCUGUUUCUAAAAUUGUUCUACAGACAUUCAAUGCGGUGCAGGUGCAGGUGCAGGUGCAGGUGCAGGUGCAGAGAUCCACUCGGGCUAGAUGCUGUCUAAUCUGCUGUGUUGUAGUAGAUGGGAUGAUCAAUGGAUUCUACAUGAUUUAAGCCACUAGAGGUGAUUCAAAGAGACUAUAGAUAGACAGACGGAUAGAUAGACAGAAUAAUGAUCCCAUUAAAGCGCAGGAAAAUAUCUCAUACUGAAAGCCAUCAGAAUGAAAGCUGCAAGUUCCCCCAUGUCCCUAUUUUCAUCCUGGAGAGGAAGAUGGGGGCAUCUAGAAGAUCAUUCCUUACACGACUAGCACGAAGCAAAGGAUUUCUUAUUAAGGAAGCAUACAGUUCUGCUGUCACACAUGUUGUAUCAGAAAACAACAGUGGAGAUGAAGUCCAGUCGUGGCUGGAAAACCAAACAGGAGUAGACACGUCCACUUCAGUCCAUCUGUUGGACGUAAGCUGGUUUACAGAGAGCAUGGCGGCAGGACGUCCUGUUACAGUUCAGGACAAACACAGAUUGAAAGUUAACCCAAAAUGUAAUGGGGAUGAUAAUGUCAUUCUGAUGAAAAGUUAUGCUUGCCAAAGAAGAACACCCUUGAAGCACCACAAUUUAUUCCUGACAGAAGCUCUCGAGCUCCUGGCUGAGAAUGCAGAAUUUAGUGAGAAUGAAGGACGGAGUGUGGCGUUCAGACGGGCAGCGUCGGUGCUAAAGGCACUUCCGCAUCGGGUGCAUAGCAUGGAUGAGUUAAAGAGUUUGCCUUGCCUGGGUGAGCACUCACAGAGGGUUAUAAAGGAAAUUUUAGAAGAUGGAACAUCAAGGGAAGUGGAGUCAACAAGACAGUCUGAGCAAUUUCAGGCCAUGAAGGCAUUAACAGGUAUUUUUGGGGUGGGUGUGAGAACGGCAGAUCGCUGGUUUAGGAAGGGUCUGCGAUCUCCAACUGACUUGAUCCGGAUGGGACAACCGCUGAACCGUGCACAGCAAGCAGGAGUACAGUAUUACGAUGAUCUCCAGAAACCUGUCACUAAAGCAGAGGCAGAUGUCAUCAGUGAUAUUGUACAGCAAGCAGUGUGUGCUGUGCUGCCCGGAGCAGAGAUCCAGCUGAUGGGGGGAUUCAGGAGGGGGAAAGAAUUCGGUCAUGAUGUGGACUUUCUCAUAACACAUCCAGAAGAGGGCAAAGAGGAAGGACUGAUGGCCAAAAUUAUAAAGUGGCUUGAGGAGAGGGGUUUACUGCUAUAUCAGAAGACGACCAGAAACUCUUAUUUGGAGAAAAUGGACGGUCCAGCUCGGCCACCUAAUAAUAUGGAUCGCUUUGAGAGGUGCUUCUCCAUAUUUAAGCUUCAGAUAUCUGAUAGAAGCACAGGAAGUCAUGCUGAAAGAUCUGUCAGCCAAUCAGAGACCUUGAGCUGGCGAGCUGUACGCAUAGAUCUUGUGGUCAGUCCCUACUGUCAGUUUGCCUUUGCUACUCUUGGCUGGACGGGGUCAAAGCUGUUUGAGCGGGAGUUGAGAAGGUGGGCGGGGCAAGAAAAGCACAUGUCCUUGAGUAGCCACGCCCUGUAUGACAACAAUCAGAAGCAUUAUCUCAGAGCUCAGACAGAGGAGGAGAUUUUUGCCUACCUGGGACUGGAGUUUAUUCCUCCGUCUGAGCGGAAUGCCUGAAUCUGUCCAUCUCUGAUUCUCACUACAGAUGUGCUUGUGUGUGCUUUGACCACAGAGCCUUACAUUUCCAUUGGACCGCAAUAUAUUAUUUAUUAGCUCUCGAACCACUUGUGAUCACAUAGAAAGGAAUGGACUGCAAAUGUUUUGCAAAGAUCAGAUAUCCAGACACUGUUUUAAUCAGUACACAACUGAAUCAGUUUCAGCGCUCUACACCAGAUCCAUACGUUGUACUGUACUAAUGACAGGAGCACACUAUUAGGUUUUAACAUUUGUUUCUUUGUAAAUACGUUGGUUUUUUUUCUUCAUAAAAGACAUUAUUUGUCUCUUUGAAACUGAAUGAAUUAUUCAUCAUAUUUUAUACUUUAUAAAGUUAAUUUUAAUUGAAACUCAAAUGUGUCUUAAUUUUUUUCAUAUAGGCACUGUUGUAAUUUGACAAUUCUUUUCUUUGGAUAUAUGGCCUGUUUUGGGCGCUUAAUGCAGAGAUCAUGUAGGUCAGAUUCAAGCCCAUGUGUCGUGAGCACAUGCACCAUCCAUUGUGCUACUGUUCUUAUACAGUAUGUAAAAUAUACUGUAUAUCAUAUUCUACCAAUUGUUUUCGCACUUUCUUGGCUGUGCAAUACACUUAAAUCUGACAUACACACAUAUGUACCAAUGUCUUGGAGGGCUUACAGGUUUGUCAGAGAGAGAGUAUUUCCUGCAUGUUUAUGUGCCUUAAUGAUGUUUAUGUGAUGUUAAGAAGUCUGCAGGAUGCAUUUGUGGUGACAUGAUGUGUCCUGUAUUUGCACCUGGAUCAUUAUGACCCGAUUUUCCCAACUGCAAUGCGUCUUUACAUACUGAUUGUAUAUUUUUUGAGACACCCCCAUCCUCUUUACUGUAAACAGACGUCUCUGUCACUGCGGGGGUUCUUUGAAGUAUGAAUUCACCUCUGCUUGCCUCCUUUCUUUCAGUGUUAAUGGCAGCACUGUUUAUUUAGUCUUUACAAUAACAACAACUGUGUCUUGAUAGAAUGAAACCAUGUGUCAGACCACAUUGUACAAGGUAACGGAAAAUACACUUAAUAAGAAACAGGGUUCCCACGCAUCCUGGAAAACCUGGAAUUUUGUAAUGCAGAUUUUCAGUCACGGAAAAGUCAUAAAAAAUUUGAUAUAAAUAAUUAUUUUCCAGAAUACCUAAAUGUUCUGGAAAAUAAUUAUUUGUCCUGGAAAAUAUUUCAGUGAACGAAUCCCUGUCACACACUUUCUUUGCUCAUCUGCUGUCAUCUCUGCUUUGCUCCGACAAAAUUAAGUAAUGAUAUAGUACAAAAUAUUAAAAAAAAAAUUUUUCAUUCCAACAUUGCUGUUAACCAAAAAAAACUUUUUUGAGUUAUAAACUUCAGACAACGAUGAUGGUUGGACUACUGAUUUUUUUUUUAAAACUCAUUCACACCCUGGGUUGGUAGCAUGGUGAUUCAGCCUUAAUAAUACCUCGGGAUGUGAAUUAAUUUUCAAUAAUUCAACGAUC